Salvelinus sp. IW2-2015 is the source of this 1888-nucleotide messenger RNA. It is a transcript of the gene snai1b, whose product is annotated as snail family zinc finger 1b. Gene Ontology annotation, molecular function: RNA polymerase II cis-regulatory region sequence-specific DNA binding; DNA-binding transcription factor activity, RNA polymerase II-specific. Gene Ontology annotation, biological process: regulation of DNA-templated transcription. The record is from RefSeq and is a predicted model, not a curated record. Lineage: Eukaryota; Metazoa; Chordata; Actinopteri; Salmoniformes; Salmonidae.
UGCCCACCCCCUCUCCCCCUCAGCUGCUAUAUCAGGGGACAGACUCCCUGCUCCAACUUAUCUUUUAUCUGGUGGUCGAUUGAAUCAUCCUUUUAUCAACAACUGCGCCUCUUUGGAAACAAGAAAGUAUCUUUGGACUUUUGGAGUGGACAGCUUCUGUGUGCUGCAUCGAGUGGUGCAUAGUGAAGUGUCUUGGAACGCUGUGAUUCAAUUCCUUCCCUGAGAGGUUUGGGAGACGGGCACCACCCUGCAAGGAAAGAGCAGAAGUCACUCUUCAUCUGYAAAAACAGAAAUAUUCCAGGCGUGCAAAGAUGCCUCGGUCAUUCCUUGUCAAGAAGUAUUUCACCAACAAGAGGCCAAAUUACAGCGAGUUGGAAAGCCAGAAUGCAGUCAUACCAGAGUGCUAUCCUCUUGCUGAGCUCCCGAUGAGGGACAACAGCUCUGUGCUGACCUACUACCCCACCGCCCUGCUCUUCAACAUGGACGCCCUCCCAGCACCUCUCUCCCCUGUGUCCCCCGUCUCCCUCACGGGUCCUGUGGACCUCAGCAGCUCCCCCUCCAGCAGCAGUGGGGAGGAUGAGGAGGAGGCAGGGCGCACAUCGGACCCCCCCAGCCCUGUACCCCCCCACCACAUCUACCACUGCCUCCACUGCAGCAAGACCUAUAGCAGCCCCUCAGGCCUCUCCAGGCACCAGCUCACCCACUGCCCCAGGGGCAGCGAGAUCAGCUCCGUACCCAGYCAGGCCUUGCCUCGACCAGCCUUCCACUGCAAAAACUGCCCAAAGGAGUACACCAGCCUUGGGGCUCUGAAGAUGCACAUCCGCUCACACACCCUGCCCUGCGUCUGCACCACCUGUGGAAAGGCYUUCUCCAGACCCUGGCUGCUCAGAGGACACAUCCGCACGCACACUGGUGAGCGUCCGUUCUCCUGCCAACACUGUAACCGUGCAUUUGCGGACCGCUCCAACCUGCGGGCCCACAUGCAGACCCACUCUGAGGUGAAGAAGUACCAGUGUGGUUCCUGCUCUCGCACCUUCAGCCGGAUGUCCCUGCUACACAAACACACUGCCUCCGGCUGCUGCCCUGCCUCCUAGACACACACUGACCCAGCGGCUUAGAACGUUUGGCCGAAGAUGMCACGGUUGUUCAAUUCCCCAUAAGGGAUGUUUACUGCGAUACAGACUGUAAGUUGCUCUGGGUGAAAGUAGGAACCGACUGUAGUGGGUUGAAAGACCCAGGACCACUCAGACAAUGUUUAGGGGGGGGUGGAUCCCCAAACACUGUCAUCCAUCAAUUUGGAGGGCUAUUAGGCACCCCCAUUGAGCAACCUCGUGGCCUGAAGGACAGGGAUGGGAGGGUGUUGCCUAUAAGUGAACUCUUUUGAAUUMUGAAGUGCCUUCCAUUUGUAAAAAAAAAUAAAAAAAACAACAAAAAAACCUGACAAUUGAAAACAAGUAAAUGUUUUUCAUAUUGUUGUUAUGCAUAGAGACUUGGUGUUGACUGUGAGGUCAAUCAAGCGUAUAUGUGUGUGGAGGGAGCAGCUGGACAUGCAGUUAAUUCCCAGCAUACCCCUCGGUCCUGGCUGGUCCGGGACUGUGACCAUAGUGCAGCUGCUGGCGUGUGUGUAGAAAGUGAAUGUCGUCUCUCAUAGUCCACAUACACAGCAUACAUGUAUUGGGACAGGUGUUGACAGCUGUCUGUAUGGUGUUCUGUGGAGGCAGGAUACUGAGAGAUGUGUUAGCUCUGACCUCAAAAGUUGACCCUCAUCUCUUCUCACCCCUCAUCCCCUCACCCCUUCUCCCUUAUCUCCUCUUCCCUUAUCUCUUCACUCCUCCCCCUUACCUCCUCACUUUCUUCCCCUCACUCACAACCUCUUCGUCCCUCUGUU